Molecule: messenger RNA, 3467 nt
Organism: Monopterus albus (swamp eel)
Lineage: Eukaryota; Metazoa; Chordata; Actinopteri; Synbranchiformes; Synbranchidae
Gene: erfl1
Product: Ets2 repressor factor like 1
Exons: 7
Coding region: 370-1770 (466 amino acids)
Biological process (GO): regulation of transcription by RNA polymerase II; cell differentiation
Cellular component (GO): nucleus
Molecular function (GO): DNA-binding transcription factor activity, RNA polymerase II-specific; sequence-specific DNA binding
Source: RefSeq, a predicted model, not a curated record
CCCCCUAAGGGCGGUAUUUACUCACAUUGCUAUUCAGAGAUCAUGCUAGUGUAACUCUUCACUAGUGUACUUUAAUGCAAGAGGAAGGAUGCGCAGUCCUAUCUGUUAAAUUGUCCCGAUUACCAUCAGUCCUCUGCACACAGGAUUCCCAACGCCCCAGGUGGGAGCUGCUGGUCAAGUCAAUGAAGGUGCAUCGGUGAAGUGACGCCUUUGUUCAGUGUGAUAGCGGCACCUUCCCCCUCGCCUCCUUCCUCCUGGGUCCAAAUAACUGGCGCAGACUCCGAGACCAGUGCGAGAGACGUGAUCGGGCUUCGGCCUCAGGUGCAUCUCUGAGGCGGGGCGACGCGGAGGUCCAGGUGUUGUGGAGGUAUGGACUGUAACUGCGUCAGUGAUCUGUUGCUCCCCCCGGUGCCUGCUCUCUGGACGCCAGGGUUCGCCUUCCCAGACUGGGCCUACAAGCCUGAGUCAAGUCCCGGAUCCAGACAAAUCCAGUUGUGGCACUUCAUCCUGGAGCUGCUGCAAAAGGAAGAGUAUCAAGGGGUCAUUGCCUGGCAGGGGGACUAUGGAGAGUUUGUCAUCAAGGAUCCAGAUGAGGUCGCUAGGCUGUGGGGGAUAAGGAAAUGCAAACCUCACAUGAACUACGACAAGCUGAGCAGGGCGCUGAGGUAUUACUACAACAAGCGCAUUUUGCACAAAACCAAAGGGAAGCGUUUCACCUACAAGUUUAACUUCAGUAAGGUGGUGUUAGUGAACUACCCCAUCCUGGACAUGGCCAACUCUCCCUUCUUUCUGGCCCAGAAUCACUUCAACGGUAGCUCCACCACACCAGACUGCAGCCCUGAGGCCAUACAGUCCUUGUUUCCUCGUUUGCCGGACUCCAGCAGAGGAACCUCCCUGUUUGAUCGAGGGACCACAGCACCAGGGCCUGAAGGAGACAAGAUGAGACUGGACACAUUCCCUUUCCUCAGUUCGGGUGCCCCGUGCUACUCAAAACCUCCGUCCCUGCUGGGACCAUAUCCUCGCACCCCACCCUUUGACUACCCCUGGGGUUUCAACCCUUAUCUGCCAGGGGCCUUCUCUCUCAAUAACUGCCCCAAACUGCCCCCUGGUUCCCUCUACCCCUCCCAGUUUUACCCCAACCCUUUGCAGAGCAGCCUUUCCCAGCUGCCUCACCCCUUCUCCUCUCUGCUCCCCCCAGGGGAGGCAGGUGGGGGUGAGAGGGGAACGGCAGGGCAAACUGGAGGCACAAACAGCACACCGGGUGGCCAGCCAGCCAGGCUCUGCCUACCACCCUACCCGGGGAGCCUGUCGAUGGGCCGGACGGACAUUGGCAACGGGGCAACGCUGGGGGAAAGGGAAAGGGUGGAGGCCAAUCCCCCAGUCACAGGGCUGAGUCUGGGGCUGGGGGCCGGGACAGGCCAGCAAAGCCCCACAGAGAGGAGAAGGGGGGUGAAGCAGGACCCAGAGUCUGACUCAGACCUGGAGAUCACAGAUCUGAGCGACUGCAGUUCGGAGAAUGAAAACGAGCAUGAAUUCAGCAUCGGGAAGGAAACCCGCCUGGCGAACCGAUCACAGAUUGUGCUGGAUGGAAAGAAAGGAGGCAUGCUGCCACCCAUCUCCUCUCUCCCCCCACCCGUGUCCCCCCAUCCUCUGAAGAGCCUGAUGCCCAUCACUCCUCCUCCCCCUUCCCUGCCUCCAUCACUUUCCCCUUCCAUGUCUCUGCAUGAAAGACACAGGGAGACAGAGACUCUCAAAAUGAUACACAGCUAAUACAUUUUCUCCUGCGCCCACCAUCUUGCCAGUUCAUGCUCUGAUAGCCCUCUUCUUCUCUCCUUUCUCGUCUCUGAGACACUCCUCUGAUUUCAAUUACCAACUGUCCGAUCACUCUUGAUAAGUUUCUUUUUCCAGGAAUGGCAGUUAUGUUAUUCACUUCUACUGCUGUAUCCCUCUGAACAUAUGGGGCGUACAAUUUCUAAGGUAUCGUCUCUUUGUAUCUUGUCCUUUCUGUUCUGAUCUCUCACACCAGAUGAUCGUUCCAUGGUUUCUAGAUUUGUUUUACACAUUCAUAGCAAUACUCUACAAUUUGCCAUCCACAGGCAAGCAAUGAUAAAAGCCAGUGAGGUGGUAAAGGGCACAGUAGUACCUGCCUUGACAAACAUUAACAAACAACAUCCCUAUGCUAACAGAACAGAACAACAAAUAAUGCUUAGACUGAUCCAAUUUUACACUUUUGUCCUGUAACUCUUGAGAUUUGGACAACAUAUGGUCACUGUGACUUUUGAGACACAGUCAAAUACUGCCCCCUAGAGGACAUGCCUUUUAAUGAAAGCUCCAUAAGCCUUUGCUUGAAAUUGAUGCCCUUAAUUACAUUUUGCACUUUAAAAAAAAAAAAAAAUUGUUUCUUGUGGAUUAAUUUACAAUUUAAAAUCCACAUUACAAAUGCUGUUAACUGUGAUAGUUUGUAAAUAUUUAUUUUGUCUGGUGGUUCAAGUAUUACCUGCACAUUUUCUGGAAGGAAAGAAAAAGAGAACAGAGAGAGCUGGUCUAAUCUAGAAAUUUGUAUGAAUAUUUCUGUGUAUAUAUUUUAAUAUGGUGUACAUUAUGUUUAAUUAUUAUUCACUAUAACAAAAUUUAGCUGUAUUGUUGUGAUUUAAUUCUGUAUUUAAACAUGUUGGAAAAUCAUAAGCUUAGGUGUAUGAAAGUUUAAAUUAUUAAUGGCAGGAGAUCUGCACUCUGAAGAUGUUUUUCUAUGAUCAGGACAGAGUUCACACUGGGAAUUGUCUCUGGUUUUCUUAACCCCAGUUAAUUGUGCCCUUUGGUCAUUUUUGGCAGAUGCCUAGUGUACAAACCCUUUGGGUUCAAAAAUAUGCUGGUUAUUUUUAUAGUUAACAUUCACCCAGUGUACUGUAAUUAGUCAAAUGUGAAUAAUAUUGGUUGUCUUUUUUCAGUCUUCCCCCACCAAAAUCUGGUUUGAUUAUUUUUCAAUCAAUGCUUUUUGUCCAUGCCAGCAGCAGCAGCAGUGGCACAAUUGGGUUUGCUUAAGGACAUUAAACAGCGGGGUUGAAAAAACUAUUCAAAAAUGGUUUACCUUUGUUCUAAUGACCAGCAUCCUUUCUCUGGCCUAGUGUCUCGGCACAGAGUGAACAUUAAACCAUAUUGUAUAGCUUCAUAGCGUUUAUAGCCUAUGGUUUGUCAAAGAGUUGCAGUAUAAUGAUUAGUUGUGAAAGCUCUGUUGUAAAGUUAAUAUAAAGCUCUAUGUUUGUUGAGUUGCUACAGGAAAGGCCUCCAGUCACCUCCACAUGGAGUACCCUAACUAUCAGCUGUAAAUACUGUUUCCUUUGUGUGUGUAUGUGUGUGUACACAUUCAAAAAUGACAAUUCAGUGGUUUUAUCUGUCAUCGCGCUUUGUUUUUCUGUAAAAAAGAAAAAUGCAAAGUGCAAAAAAAGAAGAAAAAGAUUAAUAUCUUC